This is a messenger RNA of Bradysia coprophila, 2899 nucleotides long. It is a transcript of the gene KaiR1D, whose product is annotated as Kainate-type ionotropic glutamate receptor subunit 1D. Gene Ontology annotation, molecular function: signaling receptor activity; ligand-gated monoatomic ion channel activity. The record is from RefSeq and is a predicted model, not a curated record. Gene Ontology annotation, cellular component: membrane. Gene Ontology annotation, biological process: monoatomic ion transport. Lineage: Eukaryota; Metazoa; Arthropoda; Insecta; Diptera; Sciaridae.
AUUCACUGGAGAUAUGUCUUUGACUCCAAUUCAUCCAGCAUCCGAUUGAUUGUUCAGAAAAGAAAAGUGGAAAAAUUAGUCCCGUCUAUUUAUUUGUUUAUUGAAAAUUAGUUGUGGCACACGGGAUAAUGAUUUUACAGUUUUUGUUAAUUGUGUUCAGUGUUCACAGAGCACAAAGCCUUCCGGAUGUAAUACGAAUCGGCGGUCUAUUCCAUCCCGGCGAUGAUAAUCAGGAAAAUGCAUUUCGCUAUGCCGUCGACAAAAUAAAUUCCGACAAAUCGAUUUUGCCCCGUUCGAAGCUCACAGCUCAAGUCGAAAUUAUAUCACCGCAGGACAGUUUCCAUGCAUCGAAACGAGUGUGUCACUUGCUACGUAUGGGAGUCGCAGCGAUUUUCGGUCCACAAUCAUCGCACACUGCCAGUCAUGUUCAAAGCAUUUGUGAUACCAUGGAAGUGCCCCAUUUGGAAACGAGAUGGGACUAUAGAUUACGGAGGGAAAGCUGUUUGGUAAAUUUGUAUCCGCAUCCGAGCACAUUAUCGAAGGCAUAUGUAGACUUAGUCAAAUCAUGGGGAUGGAAAUCGUUUACCAUUAUUUACGAAACGAAUGAAGGUUUAGUACGCCUACAAGAAUUGCUCAAAGCAUAUGGCUCAUCAGAUUUUCCCAUCACUGUACGACAAUUGACUGACACAGGCGAUUAUCGACCAUUACUAAAGCAAAUAAAAAAUUCGGCUGAGGCACACAUAAUUUUGGAUUGUAGCAUUGAGAAAAUCUAUGAAGUACUGAAACAGGCCCAGCAAAUUGGUAUGAUGAGCGACUAUCACAGUUACUUGAUAACGUCUUUGGAUUUGCAGACAAUAAAUUUGGAUGAAUUUCGUUACGGCGGGACCAAUAUAACUGCCUUUCGUUUAGUGGAUCCGUACUCACAGCUUGUCCAAAACACAGUUCGUGAAUGGACGAAGCCGCUAAUAGCAGCCGAUAAUACGAGUCAUGGCAACUUUACAUUUAUGAAAGUCGAAACAGCUUUGAUGUACGAUGCCGUUCAUCUGUUUGCUAAAGCGUUGCACGAUUUGGACACAAGUCAACAGAUCGACAUACAUCCUCUGUCGUGUGACGGACAGGACACAUGGCCCCACGGUUACAGUCUCAUCAACUACAUGAAAAUUGUGGAAAUGAAAGGACUCACCAACGUUAUUAAAUUCGAUCAUCAGGGAUUUCGCACCGAUUUCAUUCUGGACAUUGUGGAAUUGAAUCCGACCGGCCUAAAAUUGGUGGGCAAUUGGAAUUCGUCGCAAGGUGUCAAUUUCACAAAAACCUACGGUGAACACCAAAAGGAAAUUGUGGAAAAUUUGAAAAAUAAAACUCUCAUCGUUACCACGAUUCUGAGUGCACCGUACUGCAUGCGAAAAGAUUCGGCCGAAAAACUGUCCGGAAACGAUCAAUUUGAAGGAUAUGGAAUUGAUUUGAUCCAUGAAAUUUCACAACUACUGGGUUUCAAUUACUCUUUUCGAUUGGUUCCGGACGGUAGGUACGGUGGACUGAACAAAGAAACUGGGGAAUGGGACGGAAUGGUCAGGGAAUUAUUGGAACAAAGAGCAGACAUUGCCAUCGGCGACCUAACCAUCACAUUUGACCGAGAACAGGCCGUUGACUUCACGAUGCCAUUUAUGAAUCUGGGCAUCUCCGUACUCUACCGAAAGCCCGUUAAACAACCUCCAAACCUGUUCUCAUUUCUAUCACCACUGUCGUUGGACGUAUGGAUCUAUAUGGCAACUGCAUACCUUGGCGUGUCUGUGUUACUAUUUAUUCUGGCCAGAUUCACACCAUAUGAAUGGACGACACCGUCAUCAUGCAAUCCACAUGAUAAAAAUGACACCCAAUUUACGCUGAUGAAUUGCAUGUGGUUUGCUAUUGGAUCGCUGAUGCAACAGGGAUGUGACUUCUUGCCCAAAGCUGUUUCUACAAGAAUGGUAGCUGGAAUGUGGUGGUUUUUCACACUGAUUAUGAUAUCCUCGUACACCGCAAAUUUAGCUGCAUUUUUAACCGUUGAACGAAUGGACUCACCCAUUGAAAGUGCUGAGGAUUUGGCUAAACAGACGAAGAUAAAAUACGGUGCUCUCUAUGGUGGAUCGACAGCAUCCUUUUUCAGAGAUUCCAAUUUUACAACAUAUCAACGAAUGUGGUCUUUUAUGGAGUCGGCUAGACCAUCGGUAUUUACAACUAGUAAUAUUGAAGGCGUUGAAAGAGUUGUUAAAGGAAAAGGAAGCUAUGCAUUUUUGAUGGAAUCCACAUCCAUUGAAUACGUGAUCGAAAGGAAUUGCGAAUUAACCCAAGUUGGAAGCAUGCUUGACUCUAAGGGAUAUGGAAUUGCAAUGCCACCAAACUCACCGUACAGAACGGCUAUAAGUGGAGCUGUACUCAAACUACAAGAAGAAGGAAAAUUGCAUAUUUUGAAGACUCGUUGGUGGAAAGAAAAACGUGGUGGAGGAUCCUGCCGUGACGACACAUCCAAAUCAAGUUCAGCUGCAAACGAAUUGGGUCUAGCAAAUGUCGGUGGUGUGUUUGUGGUUUUGAUGGGCGGCAUGGGAGUUGCCUGCGUAAUUGCAGUUUGUGAAUUUGUCUGGAAAUCUCGAAAGGUGGCUGUCGAAGAGAGAAUAUUUUAAACUAGCCACACAACAUGCAUUUUAAUCAGUCACUGUCGCAUCAAUCAACAUUUUUCAUUUCGAGUAGCAUGGAUUGUUCCAUCAUUAACAAGAUGAAAGUGAAACAACAUAAAACAAUAAUUUAAAAAUCGAGUUUCAUGUGGUACUAAUUGAAUUAUUUAACUGACCUGUAAUAAGGCGUAACUGCUCACUCAAAGUAAAUCUAUUACAAUUUUUUACAUUUCGCAUUUUGAAAUUGA